Mastomys coucha (southern multimammate mouse) is the source of this 768-nucleotide messenger RNA. It is a transcript of the gene CUNH5orf52, whose product is annotated as chromosome unknown C5orf52 homolog. The record is from RefSeq and is a predicted model, not a curated record. Bases 96 to 602 code for a protein of 168 amino acids. The transcript has 3 exons. Lineage: Eukaryota; Metazoa; Chordata; Mammalia; Rodentia; Muridae.
GUUCCUCCGCCUUGCUCGUCUCCUCGGCAACGGGCAGAACUCCGCCUUUAGACUCCAGUGUAGAUAGUCGCUCCGCGUCCGCGCGUCUUUCCACCAUGGUUUUCCGCUUAGCUAGCUCGUCUGAGUCUCUCUCUAGCCCGUCAGAUACCUCUACACAACCCAGAAGGCCUUCCGUCAAAUGGGACUUGGGAUCGGAUUACGAGGCCGUUACCAAGGAGACUACCGCUUCGAGCUCGGACUUCCGGCGCGAGAGACUAGACAGCCAGCCGGAUUUUGGCCUCUACAGCCAACCGCAGAUCAACUUCCUGCGGCCGCGGUCCCCAAUCCCCAAGUUGUUAUUCAGUUUAAUGAAUACCAGUGAUGCAAAUGUGCAGAAGAUGUUACCCAAGAGCCACUUAUCUCGGGUGAUCAUUCGUGACAACCUCAAUGCACAGCGCAUCUAUGAGAUGGAGAUGAAAGCCUCUGACAAGACCAAGAGGAAGAUGAGCUUCUUGUAUGACCACCUGAAAAAGAAGUUCAUGACGGACCAGCUGAGAAAGAUGUUGCGCUGGAGGCGGGAGUCCCAUAACACCCAGCAGUACUUGAAUAGAGAAAGGGCCUGAAGACGCUCAAGAUGGCGAGCCAACCACCGUGAACCGUGGCAGAAUGAUCUGCCCCAAGAACACAAAUCCACCCUGGUGAGAGUGGAGGAGCCCCAGAGUAUGCUGGUCUCCACCAUGGUAGAGCAAUAAAAGGAAAGCGGCGGAUAGGAUAGGAGCGCAAAACACA